AUGGACGUGAAGGUAUUCCUUUUUAUCUUGCUUCUAUCAUUGUCUCUCGGCAAUGCAGAAACCAUUAAUUCAACCAGCAAUAUCAGAGAUGGCGAGGUGAUUGUUUCAGAUGGUGGAAGUUUUAAACUUGGUUUCUUUAGCCCAGGAAAUUCUACUUACCGAUAUUUUGGUGUAUGGUUUGGCGAUGUUGAAGAGCUGACUGCUGUAUGGGUGGCAAAUAGGGAAAGUCCCUUGAAGGACUUCAAUGGAGUUUUUAAGAUAUCGGAAGAUGGUAACUUGGUGGUGCUUGAUGGAAAUGGGAUCCUAUAUUGGUCAUCAAAUGCCACAUUUACGACGAACAAUUCAGCUUUUGAACUCCUGAAUAAUGGAAAUCUUGUGCUGAGAAAUGUAACUGAAAGUGAUAAUGAAGCCAACAUUUUGUGGCAAAGCUUUGAUCAUCCAACUGACACUUUCCUGGCAGAAAUGAAAUUUGGAUUAAAUCUAAAGACUGGUGAAAACCAGCUUCUCACAGAUUGGAGGAGUGAAAAUAAUCCAGCUCCUGGAAAUUUCUCUAUAGGGUUUGAUCCCACCAGAAUUUCGCAGAUUAUAAUAUGGAACGGUUCUACUAAGCAUUGGAGAAGUGGGAUUUGGAACGGACAGACGUUUUCCGGUGUACCGGAAAUGACAUCUUUUCAUCUUUAUAACUUCAACAUAAUUAAAGAUAAUGAAAACGGGAAGUUAUACAGUGUUUAUUCAAAUGUAAAUAUGUCAGCCCCUUCAAGGUUUGUGUUGAGUCCCUCCGGCCAGCUGGAAAGAUCAUACUGGAUGAAUAAUUCCAAGACAUGGGACGUCGUCUGGGCACAACCAAAUGCUGAAUGCCAAAUAUAUAAGAAGUGUGGUCCAAAUGGGAGCUGCGAUAUGAAAAAAAUUCCUGAAAUUUGCAGCUGCUUAAAGGGGUUUGAGCCAAAUUCUGCUGAGCAAUGGAAAGUGGGAAAUUGGAGUGGUGGCUGCGUGAGGAAAAGAGCAUUGGACUGCAAGGAAGGAAGCACUACAGAUGGGUUUUUUAAGUUGUCUAAUGUGAAGUUACCUGACAAAUCUUUGUUGAAGGUGGCUGAGGGAAUACAUGAAUGUGAAGAGGUGUGCAGAAAGAACUGCAGUUGUAUUGCUUUUUCAUAUGAAAGAGGCUUGGGUUGCUUGGCAUGGCUAGACAGUUUGGAAGAUAUUCUGAUUUUUGAAGAGGGCGGCCAAGAUUUGUACUUCCGUCUAUCCAAGUCCGAUUUGAAAGGUAUGCACAUAUCUCCAUCCAUUUUUUAA
Messenger RNA from Mangifera indica (mango), 1293 nucleotides. Its product is annotated as G-type lectin S-receptor-like serine/threonine-protein kinase B120. The coding region runs from base 1 to 1293 and encodes 430 amino acids. Gene Ontology annotation, biological process: recognition of pollen. Lineage: Eukaryota; Viridiplantae; Streptophyta; Magnoliopsida; Sapindales; Anacardiaceae. The transcript has a single exon. The record is from RefSeq and is a predicted model, not a curated record.